Molecule: messenger RNA, 288 nt
Organism: Miscanthus lutarioriparius
Lineage: Eukaryota; Viridiplantae; Streptophyta; Magnoliopsida; Poales; Poaceae
Source: the annotation of a GenBank genome assembly
AUGGUGAAGGGGAGGCCCAAGCCAACGCCGGUCAAGGCGGCUGCGGAAGUGAUCUUCGACCCGUUGGCCUCCGGUGCCCGGAAGCCCCGCCGCCCUGGGGCGCCGUCGGCCAGCAAGGAGUGGCACAGCUUCAUGGGAUCGAGUCUCUCGGAUAUGUAUCGGGAGCCAGUUUUGGAGAAAUCUGCUGACACAUCUGAUGAGGAGCCUGAGAUUGAUAUCAUGAAGCUGUUGAAAGAUGUUGAGAUCAUUGAUAAUUACUCUAGAACUGUUCGUGCCACUCUCUACUGA